UAUGUACCUGUUUUUAAACAAUUGAAUUAAAACUUUUCAGUAAUAAAUGAACACCAGCGAUGUUUCCAACAGAUGCAACCAUGCUCAUUUACUAUAGCAGCCAUCUUGUUAAAGUUUUAUUUUUAUAGACUUAUAGCGCAAGAUUCAGGCAUUGUAGAAAUCAGUGCAUGAUAAUGAUGGAAGAGGUCGAAGAAACUGAGGUAAAUGAUCAAAUGAAAGAAGCUAAACUGGAAAAGAAUGCAGCCAAUGAUUUAGAUGAGACAACUGAAGUAUUAAUGACUGAUAUGAAACUUGAAGAUGAAAUUGAUGAAAUUCGUGAAACAGAACCAGGGUUCAACUGGACUUACCACAUAGAGAUUUAUCCUUGGAAUGCUGAUGAUAUGACAGAAAACUUUGUUCGCCUCAUCAAACUUGCUCAGUUUUCUCAAAUUUUUAUGAGAAAAAAAGGGACGGGUAAAGAAAGUGGUGAAGGUGAAACAAUUGAUGAUAAAUUACCAGCUAGACAAAGAAAAGGGGUGCUACAUCUAUAUACAGACUCAUGGCAGAAUGCAAAAAAUAUUAUGAGAAGUGCAACUUGGAAAAAAAUGGCUGCCAAGCUACUAAGUUUUGAUAUUAUUAAGAAGGGUCCAGAAGUUGGUCAGAUAGAGACUGCUCACUUGGAGCUGGAUACAUACUUAGCUAGCAAAGCUCGCUUCAGGGAUAAACCCAAAGGAGAGUUAAUCAAUCAUUCUGCAAAAGUAUCCAACCUCCCGGGAACUAUUUCUCGGGAAUUUUUGGAUGUGGUUUUCAGUCGAGCGUAUGCUGUGAUUGGUGGGACCAAUGUGAGGGAAUAUCUUAUAGAAAAGGAAGGGAAGUUACAACAAAAACUAAAUGAAAUCAAAGAUUUCAAUGGAACUCUUGACUUUGAUUGUCUACGAAGGGGAAGCUGUAGAGCAUUUGUUCUUGCCCACAAAAGUGUCCUCAUAGAUGGGAAAAAUAUUUGUAUUGAAGCCAAAGACAAGGAAACAAUGAAUGCAGGUGCAAACAAGAUGCCAGAAAAGGAGACAGUGACAACUACACAAGGUGCAAGGGAUAGAAAACCAGGGCCUGGUAUGCCAGUACCCAUGACAGGGAGGCAGAAAAUGAAUGAGAAAAUGAGGAGAAAUAAUUUUGCGCUGGCAGCACAUCACAGUGGGAUGUAUCCAAUGCCAGGACACUUAUUAGGGGCCAGAGGGCCAGUGCCUAAUUCUGUUGGAGACUCCUUUAAGCAAGAAAUAGCAUUUUUACAAAAUGAGUUAGAAAGGAGCACUCAAGCUUUGGAGGCCAAAAUAGCCAUGUUACAACACACAAGCCAUGAAGCUGCAUUUUAUGAUGGAAAUAUAAAUGUUUAUGACACUAGAGAUUGGUUGAAUGAAGACAUUGGCUAUGCUGGUGGAGGUUACAGCAGUGAGAACUUUGUACCACCAGAAAUGCCGGACUUCCAUUUUCCAGCACCACCACUAGUAAGAAAUAGAAGACCCAUGCUGCCAGGGUUUGUGGGUGGUCCCAUCCAACCCCCUCCACAAACAUACCCACAAGACACAAGAGGAAUGAGGAGGGGCAGAUCACACCCUAGAGGAAAUGCCAAUUCUUAUUGGUAGCAUAAUGGAAGAAUAAAAUCAAGCAGUUUGGAUGGACUAUUUUUGUGUGGAAUAUAAUUAUGUUGGGGUUUAUCUUAUUUUUUUACAUUGCCGAUUGUUAUGAAACAUAAAUGAAUUACUGAUGUACUUGAGCUGACCGCUAGCUCAUAAUUAGCUUGGUGCAUGAAAUGCCUAAAUAACCAAAGUUGUAGCUACAUAGACUAGGAUGACCAAUGAUGAACCUGCAAGGGCUUCUAAAUCCAAUACAUGAGUGGAUGUGAAGAAUAAUCAGGUUAAAGUUGAUUUGAGUGUCUGAAUAGUGUGCAGUGAAGUCCCUUUUUAAUGUUAAGUUGAUAAAUGCAAGAUUACUUUGAUUUUUUGUGUAUGCACUUUUGCUCAUUUCAAGGCACUUAAAAAAGUUUAGAUUUAGAAUUAAAAUGAGUAAGAGUAAAAGUAUCACAGUUCCUUACUACAUGAAACUAAUACCACAGAAUGGUUAAUGUGCUUACAUUUGUGUACAUUAUUUAUGCAUUUAAAUAAUUAAUUAUAAUCGUUAAUUUUUUUUUUUACAUUAGGAGUUGGAUUAAAUCUAAAAUAAUGCUAAAUUGACUUGCAUACUGACUUUGA
Molecule: messenger RNA, 2225 nt
Organism: Physella acuta
Lineage: Eukaryota; Metazoa; Mollusca; Gastropoda; Physidae
Source: RefSeq, a predicted model, not a curated record